GGGUCGUUCAGACAUGCACAGAAGAAGCCCUGAAAGAAGAUAGAAAUACACCAGAUUGUUCCGAAGACUUUCAGAUCAGAAGUUGACGCGUAAUUUAUGGAGGCGACCGAGACGGCAGCACGUAGACUCACCCACCAACACCCUAUAGCAUACAGAUAUGGCCGACUCACUAUCCGUCGGUGCUCUCAGAGCGAUUUAUGAUGAUACUCCCGAAUCAGCAAAUCACCAGACCCCUCUCCUCCAGGUCCUCCAGGUCAAGGAGCUCAACUCCUCCGGCCCCACUGCACCAAAACGCUUCCGUCUCGUCCUCUCCGACUCGGUCAACUUUGUCCAAUCCAUGGCUGCUACUCAACUGAAUGACCAAGUUGCUGCUAUCCAGCGAGGAAUGUUCGUCAGGCUGAACCAGUUCACCUGCAACACCAUGAAGGACCGCAAGAUCUUCAUUGUCUUGGGAUUGGAGAUUGUGGUGGAGCUCGGCAUUCAGGAGAAGAUCGGAAAUCCGCAACCUCUCAAUGAGACGGCUGCACAGCCUGCUGCUCCUCAACAACCCCCGACCUCCAAUGCUACGACCUUUUACGGCAAUAAGCCAGCACAGCCGCAAGCUGCUCCCCGCCGUCCUCCGGCCUACAACAACAUUCCUCAAGGCCAACCCCCGAACGGACCUAUCUACCCUAUCGAGGGUCUUUCUCCUUACCAGAACAAGUGGACGAUUCGAGCUCGUGUUGCGCACAAGUCCGAGAUCAAGCACUACCACAACCAGCGUGGUGAAGGCAAGCUCUUCUCCUGUACUUUCCUCGACGAAACGGGUGAGAUCCGUGCUACGGGCUUCAACGACGCAGUGGAUCAACUCUAUGAGUUGUUGCAGGAGGGAAGUGUGUAUAUGGUAAGCAAGUGCAGGGUGAAUAUUGCCAAGAAGCAAUUCUCCAAUGUGAACAACGAGUAUGAGCUUACCUUCGAGCGUGACACCGAGGUUGUCAAAUGCGAUGAUGCAGAUGCUAUUGUACCACAACUUCGUUUCUCUUUCGUCGAGUUGGGAAGAUUACAGGAGGUUGAGAAGGACUCCGUCUGCGACGUUAUUGGCAUCGUCAAGGACAUCGGAGACGUGUCGGAGAUGACCUCCAAGACUACCAACAAGCCUUUCUCCAAGCGUGAAAUCACCCUGGUCGAUGCCUCAAAUUACUCCGUCCGCGUCACGCUCUGGGGUAACACCGCUGCAACCUUCAACGCUCCUCUCGAGUCCGUUCUCGCUUUCAAGGGGGUCAAGGUCUCUGACUUUGGUGGAAGAAGUUUGAGUAUGAACGGUCCCGCCACAAUGAACCUUAACCCCGACAUCCCCGAAGCCCACCAACUCAAGGGCUGGUACGACUCUCAAGGCCGCACCAUCUCCUUCUCCUCCCACGCCAAUUCAUCCUCCCUCGGUGCCGCCACCGGCCGCUCCAAGGACCCUCUCAAGACUCUCGCACAAAUUAAGGAUGAGAACAUCGGUAUGGGCGAGGUUCCCGAGUACUUCUCCGCCAAAGCCACUAUUGUCUUCAUCAAGCAAGAAAACGUCUCUUACCCUGCUUGUCAGUCUCCAGACUGUAACAAGAAGGUCCUCGAGGAUACCGAAGGCCAAUGGCGAUGCGAGAAGUGCGACAAGUCCUGGCCUGCACCACAGUGGAGAUACAUUAUGACCCUGUCCGUCAACGACCACACCGGCCAAGCCUGGUUCUCAACCUUCGACGACGUUGGCCAUCAGAUCCUUGGUGUCACUGCUACGGACCUGCACAACAUGAAAGAGGAGGACGAGAUCCGCGCUGGCGAGGUUUUCUCGGAGGCGAACUGUAGGACGUGGAUCUUUAGGUGUAGGGCGAAGCAGGAUAACUUUGGUGGACAGGUGAGGAUGAGGUACAGUGUUAUGAAUGCUACGCCGGUUGAUUAUCGUGCUGGUGCGAAGGAGUUGAUGGAUGUUAUCAAGUCUUACGGUGCCUAGAUAGUGGGGGUGUAACGUUAUUAGUAUUUGGUUGAGAAAACCGUAUUACAAUUCCGUGUCACCAGUCAAAC
Messenger RNA from Saitoella complicata NRRL Y-17804, 2043 nucleotides. Its product is annotated as replication factor-A protein. The record is from RefSeq and is a predicted model, not a curated record. Lineage: Eukaryota; Fungi; Ascomycota; Saitoellomycetes; Saitoellales; Saitoellaceae. Bases 158 to 1972 code for a protein of 604 amino acids. Gene Ontology annotation, cellular component: nucleus. Gene Ontology annotation, molecular function: DNA binding. The transcript has 2 exons. Gene Ontology annotation, biological process: DNA replication; DNA repair; DNA recombination.